CGGCGGAGAAGUCUUCUUCCGGUUGCAGUCCUAAGAAUUGAAAAAUGGAAAAGGUCCUAGAAAAACAUUUAGACGAAACAUUCAGACUACCAGGAGUUGCAGGUGUCCUUUGUGCAGAUGAAAAUGGACUUUGUUUAGCAGCUAAAGGAGUAGCAGAAAAGUCUGCCUCAGGAAAUAUUGCAAGUAUUGCCAAACAAGCAGCUCAGUUACAUCCUAAUUCUUCUACUCCUCCAGUAAUCUGUAUUGAAUCAGAAACAGGGAGUGUUCUUAUUAAAAGUGAAGAUGAUAUUACAAUGGCAAUAUAUAAAUCAUCACCAACAUGAACAAAAACCUUAACUGUGUUAGAUAAAUAUAACUUCAUGUACCUGUAAACAUAAAAGUUUGAAAAAUAAGAACUAUGAUUUAAAUCAUGUAAAUUGUGCAAUGUUUAUGAAGGUUUUAGUUGUUAAUCUUUUCUAAAAAUAUAAUUUAAUAAAUUAAUAUGUAACAUGUA
This is a messenger RNA of Mytilus californianus (California mussel), 493 nucleotides long. Its product is annotated as ragulator complex protein LAMTOR5 homolog. Gene Ontology annotation, biological process: cellular response to amino acid stimulus; positive regulation of TORC1 signaling. The record is from RefSeq and is a predicted model, not a curated record. Lineage: Eukaryota; Metazoa; Mollusca; Bivalvia; Mytilida; Mytilidae. Gene Ontology annotation, cellular component: Ragulator complex; cytoplasm; lysosome. Gene Ontology annotation, molecular function: guanyl-nucleotide exchange factor activity. The coding region runs from base 45 to 323 and encodes 92 amino acids. The transcript is spliced from 4 exons.